Physcomitrium patens is the source of this 4559-nucleotide messenger RNA. Lineage: Eukaryota; Viridiplantae; Streptophyta; Bryopsida; Funariales; Funariaceae. The record is from RefSeq and is a predicted model, not a curated record.
UUGCACACUUUCGUUACGAAGUCCGGAUCGGAAAUCCCACUUUUUUCGCCUAACACAUUCAUGCCUUGUAUUGCUGGCUGUUUGUCUACUCCCAUGGAACUCCCUUUUAGUGAUAGGCUGCUUUUGCUCUGUGGAUAGUUCGUAUUCACCGAGGAACAUAGUUGUGGCAGUGUGCAGCUUUUGUCCCGGAGCCUUACUGGAAUUCAUUGCAAGGUACUACGUUCUUCAAUAGCUCGACGGAAAAGGAUGUGUCUGCCUGAGGUGUAUUGGACACUAAGUUUGUAGAUCCCAGGCUGAUGAUACGUGUCGAGUGGGUGUUGCAGUGGAAGUGGAGACCUCAUCGUUGAUAUUUGAGCAUUUUUUCACAGGCUUUUUUGUCGCAUGGUUUUAUUAUGCGAGUCUGCGUGUGAGAUGCAUGUGGAAGAGGAAGGGGCCUGCACAUUCAUUCAUUCAACCAUGAAUGUUGUCGUGAAUGUCAUGUGCAAACGAAAACUGCAUCGCAACAUUUUAAGGACUGGGAAUAUCACCCAUUGAGUGUGGUUGGGUAACUAUAUGACGUUAACGUGAAAAAAUCUGCAGAAGUAGUAGAAUUCUGUGUUCAUCCAAGGAUGUUGUAAUUUAACAAAGGUAUUUCACAAAGUUUCAUCACUCGGCACGAACGAAAAGCUGCAGGUACGAGUUCAGUUGCAUGUUUUAGACGCAUGGUGCAGUUUAUUGAGUCCUGUGCAGUGAAAAUGACAAACCCAGUCAUCGAGAAGUGGGGAAGUUGGAGCAUAGAAGUCUGUGAUCAUGUGGUGGCCCAACAGCGAGGAGCCUAGUGCUACGCCGCUUUACAGGGGAUUGUCCACCGAGGAGCCCAGGUUCAAACAAAUAAAAGCCUGGAACUGAAGCCCUGGAAGAUAUGUCAUUCGAGGAAUCAAGGAGCCCAACUGGCCUAACCACCCACACCUCCAUGUUCGCAAUAUACGAGAUCCCCUCUAACACCCCUAUUAUUAGCAUUUCAAAUCGUGUCCCUUUGGUAGACAGUUCCGUGGGUUUAUCACCCCUCUCGACCUUGUAGGCUUUUAUUGCUUCACCCAAUCUUUCGGUGACCGCCCCAACGAAGAAUGCGGUUUCGGCCGUUGGCUCCUCUUGUUCGUUCGACGUGACAUGUCCCAAUUACCCAGCUUGGUGUUGUUUCAAGUAGUCUGGCAGGAUUUUUCGCAUCGAUUGACGUUCUUGUUCAGACUGCCGCAGCGAAGAUCAAUUGAGAAUUCAGCAAUUUGGUCUGAGCGUUAGUUCCUUGGCCGUUGCGGGUAGCGUCACCAUUCUGUGCAGCGUUCUCGACUCUGAAUUCCAUUCCAGCUGGUCUCGCAAUCCAGCAAGAGACCUUAGUGACAUGAAUACUGGCCGCCUAAUCCAAGUUCCAUUCAGCACGGCACUGUUGAGCUGCUUUGAACUGGCUCAUCAACGGUUGGUCCCCUGUAUUCGUUGUAUAUUCCAGUCUGGAACAAUGCACGUUGUGCUUUUUACUCGAGCUGGGUAGUGUUGGUGAUUAGGUUUAAGCAUGAAACAGGAAUUAGUACAGGAGGAAGAAUUUUCGCUGAACCUGGCGGAGGGUGCUAUGUUUAGCUCCUUGAGCACUUGAUUAGGUUUCCUAGAUCAUGUUCCCGCAGGAGAACAGAAUAUUCAACUCCUAUAUGCUGGUUAUGAACCCGCUAGAACAACUUGUGGCAGAUUUGGAGCAAGAUAGAUCAGCGCGCGGUUUAGAUCAUCUGAUUCUGUCUAUUAUCCUAGUGGUGCUAUCACACUGAGGGUUAGAGAGAGAAUCAGAGGAGAAGCGAUUCCUGAACUUAAUGUCCUUGUUGCAAAGGAAAUCUACAUGCGUCACUCUGUUUAAUAGUGCAGUGAGCUUGCCUGGUACUGCUCAAAGAUAGGCCACCUUGCGCAGAAACACUUGAACAACGAACAUCUGAUCCAAUAUACCAAAACAUUAGCCCUUGCAGCGGAUAGGUCUCAACGGUUAUGAAUGACGAAAAUUUUGCUCUUGAAAAUAGACUUUCGAAUGCGGGGGAAUAUGACACCGCCAUAGCGGUGAAGCUACUAGCGGGUUGGGUUCAGACGGGAGAGGACUGCGAGACAUGUAUGACGCAGCUCAUCUGCAACCGGAUGAAUCAGGCCUAUUGUGUAGCUUGUUCCGAAUGGAGGAAAACUCCGUCUAAUUCCAUAGACAAGAAAGUAAAAAUUCCAAAAACGAAGCCAGAAACUACUACAUUGCUUUUAGGAGACGAUGACACGCCGUCGUUUAUUAGAGUCAUCAAGGCCUCACCAGGUCAGAAGGCAAAUAUCGGAAAGAAACUGAAGGAUAUCCAUAUGGAAAAGUCUAACCUGGAAGUUAAUGUGAGGAGCCCUAAAGAGUCGGCAAGACAGAGAAGCACGCUGCAGCAAAAUCUAUUUUGCUCGGUUCCUCCUAUUGUAGAUGACGAUUCUGGCCCCAUAAAUGCUGCACUCUGGGAAGAGUGUUCGAGAUACGAGAGGAACUUUCGAAGGAAUGAUAUGAAAUGCGAGGCUGCAAGGGGCUCCCCACGAGCAGUUCUCGAGGGCCCAGAAUCAAGUGGGUGGUCAGAGUCUACUUCAAGGAAAAGUCUCUUGAGCCUGUCUUUUACCGAUGAGGUUGAGGACGAUCACACUGGACUGGCACAAUCAAGUCAGAACCAUUGCAUGCAAAGUCUCUGGAGAUUGUUCGCAAUUCAAAAAUGGCAGGCUUUUCCCUCAUCUUCCAAGAAAAAAGAGCUACGCAUCUCGGAUCCCGUGUUGAUAACUUCAUCUGGCAGAAGCGAUGAAGAGGAACCUCACCUAGGACCCUCUGAUCACGAGUCUGUGCACGACUUGCUCGGCGUAUCCUGUAACGCAAAACGAUCCUGGCAGACAUUCUCGUACGAGGACAUUUCUCUUGCGACUAACAAUUUCGACUCAGAGCACCUUGUCGGCAAAGGUGGAUACGCGAAGGUGUUCAAAGGAGUUCUGAAAAACGGUCAGUUGAUUGCAGUGAAGAAACACAACCGGGGUGUCACAGCUGCAGAAAAGGAAAGGGAUUUCCUGACGGAGUUGGGCAUCGUAAGCCACGUCGCCCAUACCAAUGUAGCGAAACUUUUGGGCAUCUGCAUUGAAAACGGUCUUCAUCUUGUGUUCCAGUUUUGUACUCUCGGCAGUCUCCAAUCACUUCUCCAAUAUGGAUGUGGUGGCUUUACAGCACCAAAUAACCCACCAUUUUCUUGGGAGGCGAGGAUGAAAGUCGCCGUAGGAGUAGCCAAAGGUUUGCACUAUCUGCAUGAACAGUGUCAAAGGCGGAUCAUACACCGUGAUAUCAAAGCUUCCAAUAUACUAUUAGACACUGAUUUUAAUCCGCAGGUCGGUGCCGACAACUCACGUUUGCUGAAUACAGUUUGGAAGGCUUCUGCUUUACAUGCCAGCGUUCUUCGAUUUUAUGUUAGUAACAUGGUACAUUACUCUUGCGGCAUACAGAUUUCGGAUUUCGGCUUGUCAAAAUGGCUUCCAGAAAGAUGGAUGCAUCAUACUGUUGCACCUAUAGAAGGAACUUUUGGGUAUUUGGCACCCGAAUACUUCAUGUAUGGAAUAGUGGAUGAGAAGACGGACGUUUUCGCUUACGGGGUAUUGCUGUUGGAGCUUAUUACAGGUCGUCGACCUGUAGAUUCUAAGAAGCAGAACCUUGUUGCAUGGGCAAAGCCUCACCUAAACAAAUGCAACAUGAAGGAGCUCGCAGACCUUCGUCUUGAUAGUGCCUUCGAUGCUGGCCAAAUGCAGCGUGUAGUGUUAACAGCAGGCCUGUGUGUCCGAUCGUCAGCUCAUUGGCGUCCUUCAAUGAGUCAGGUACUGCAACUAUUGACAGAGGAAGGAGCUGAAAAUGAAUCCGAGGACCUGUCCAGACUAGUAUCAAGACCCCAUGAUUUCAUACCUUCUGACACCGAAUCUCAGGACUAUGGCUACUCAGAUAGUUACGAGAGUGACAUGCAACGGCAUAGAGCUCUCGCGUUAAAUUCCGAGUGAGAAAUGGAAGUGUACCAGUAUGAGCUUCUAUCCAUUCAAUUCAGCAACCAUGGAGAAAGGUGUCAGUACUUGGACGAUCCGUCUCUGAGGUGAUCCUCGGAGCAGUGCGUCAAUUUCAGUGUGCGAGGUGGACACCUUAUUCUCGUCCCUGCCUCUUGAUGGGCUAAUGGAGUUGCACUUAAUUUCUGUGCAUCCUGUACAAUACGUCAGUAGUAGACAAGCAGGACGCUAAGUGCAACAAGGCGUUUUCCUGCGUCACGGAAGAGAAGCUGGUUUCUCUUUGUGGGCUCAAUCACAUGUUGAACUGAUGACGAUGUAGUUGAACGUCGAGUGACAGUAAAUACUCGUUCUAGUGUAGGACAGUGGACUUGAAGUCACGAUGUGUAGAAUAACUCGAUGAUAUUUAUGCAAGUAAACAAGAAAAUGAGAGAUUUUCAUUUCACAGCAUCAAUGCGAAUCUUUUUGUAAUCUCUGAUGAUUAUGGUUAUGUACAAUUGAGUUGGACCACUGUA